Molecule: messenger RNA, 3653 nt
Organism: Anolis carolinensis (green anole)
Lineage: Eukaryota; Metazoa; Chordata; Lepidosauria; Squamata; Anolidae
Product: immunoglobulin mu heavy chain-like
Exons: 16
Coding region: 20-3181 (1053 amino acids)
Biological process (GO): immunoglobulin mediated immune response
Cellular component (GO): blood microparticle
Molecular function (GO): antigen binding
Source: RefSeq, a predicted model, not a curated record
UCCCACUGAUUCUGUCACUAUGCCCCACUCAUUGUGGGCAAUACUUAUUGCACUGGCUGCCUUUUCCUCAAGUGUUCACUCUCAGGUGGUGCUGACCCAGUCAAGUGGAGCAUUGAAAAAACCUGGAGAAUCCCAUGAGAUGAUCUGUGGGACCAGUGGAUUUACUCUCAGCAGCACCUGGAUGAGCUGGGUCAGACAGAAACCGGGCCAAGGAUUGGAAUGGCUUGUGUAUUAUUAUGGUACUUCUUCUGGGCAUAGUUAUUAUUCUUCCUCAAUCCAAGGUCGAUUCACAGCCUCUAAAAGUGGCUCCAACUUUUAUCUACAUAUGACCAACCUGAAAAUAGAGGAUACUGCUGUAUACUAUUGUGCAAGAGACACAGUGAGAGAGACCACACCAAACUCCAGGCAAAAACCCUUUCAUGCAUUCAUCCAGAAAAACAUUAUGUCACCGCCAGGCACCAAAUGCGCCUCACAUGGUGUCCUUUCCAGCCCACAGCUCACCCAGUCUGGCCCAGAACUGGUGAUACCUGGAGGGUCUUUCAAGCUGACCUGCACCAUAACUGGUGCCCAAGCUAGUGGCAAUUAUUGGGGCUGGAUCCGACAAGCUGUAGGAAAGAGUCUAGAAUGGCUGGGCAACAUUCGGCGUGCAGGAGAUGGAGGAAACGACUACAAUCCAGCCUUUAUCCAGUUAACAGAAUCUGGAAGGGGACUGUUGAAACCUGGAGAAACACUUGAACUGACCUGUAGUGUUACUGGAGAGACCAUCACUAGCAGCUACUGGUGGGAUUGGGUGCGACAGGUUUCUGGGAAAGGACUGGAAUCGAUGGGAGGAUGGAGUGGAAGCUCCUACUAUUCCCCAGCACUGCAAAAUCGACUCACCAUCUCUGUGGAUCCUUCCAAAACCAAGUACUUUCUCCGGCUGUCCUCUCUGGUUGCUGCUGACAGUGGCUUCCUAUAUGCAAAUUUCAGAUUCUUCCUGUUUAAAUGGACUCACCAAAUGUUGCACCAUGAGCUAGUCAAUUUCUAUCUAUUCUGUAUCACAUUUGGGGGCAGGAGGUGGAAAGAGCAGCGUGUAGAGAUGAGAUUCAUCCUGCCUUUUCUUAUUCUGCAAUGCAUCUUACCUGGUGUCCUUUCCAGCCCACAGCUCACCCAGUCUGGCCCAGAACUGGUAACACCUGGAAGGUCUUUCAAGCUGACCUGCACCAUAACUGGUGUCCAAGUUAGUGACUAUUAUUGGGGCUGGAUCCGACAGGCUGUAGGAAAGAAUCUAGAAUGGCUGGGCAACAUUCGGAGCACAGAACGUGGAGGAACUUCCUACUACAAUGCAGCCUUUGUUAGUCGAAUCACCAUUAGCAGAGACACCUCCAAAAAUGAAGUAUAUCUUCAGCUGAACUCUCUGACAGCUGCAGACACUGCUGUGUAUUAUUGUGCAAGAGACACAGUGAACCAGACCAAAAGAGCAUCCAUGCAAAAACCUCACUCAGCUGGAUCAUAUGUGGUAAGGUUCAUCCAGGGAAACAAAGUAUUUGUAAAGAACAAAAUAGGAGAGAUAUCACCGUGCUACUACGGCUAUGCUUUUACUGACUGGGGCAAGGGAACAUUCAUUGCCGUCACAUCAGCACCUCUGUGCUACUGGUACUUCGAUUACUGGGGGAAAGGAACCAUGAUCGUUGUCACUUCAGCUUCCCCAAGUGCCCCUGUACUUUUCCCCCUCAUUCCAAUUGGGAGUGGAGAUGGUGAAAAUAUUGCAAUUGGGUGUUUGGCCAAAGAUUUCCUGCCUGACUCCAUCACUUUUGCCUGGAAUGAUCCAAAAAAUGCCACCAUCGAUGACAGCAACAUCAAGACUUUUCCUUCCAUUUCUGAUGCUUCUGGGACCUUCAUGGCAAGCUCUCAGACUGCAGUCUCCGUCACAGACUGGAAAGCACGUUCCGCAUUCUACUGCAAGGCUAAGCACCCAUCUGGAGAUAGAGAGAUUGCAGUCCGUGCAUGUUCCCCUAUGGGAUGUCUCACUGACAUGGCUGUCCGCGCACCACCUGUUAAAGCAUUCUCGAGCGCCUACCUAAAUGCCACCAUCACCUGCGAAGCUCUCCGUCUUGACACACAGAAAACCACUCUCAAGUGGUACAGGAAUGAAGAAUUGCUGGAUUCAGGUUUCGAAACCACCAAACCAACUCUCAACAGCCAGGGCUGCUACAACAUGAGAAGUAAACUGAUAGUCACCAAAGAGGACUGGCUUUCCGGUGUGAAAUUUUACUGUGAAGUACAAAAUCUCAAGUACAACAAUACCUUAGUUAUCAGCUUGUAUGACGUCUGUCCAGAUUCUGGACCCUGCAAUGGUGAUGACAUCCGUGUAGAGACUAUUGCCCCAACCUAUGCUGAUAUUUACCAGACCAGCUCAGCUAAACUGACCUGCAGAAUCUCCAACAUACCCUAUGGUCAGGAGCUUACAGAACUGAAUGUCACCUGGACACAGGAACCUGGUCACAAAAUCCUGAACACUGAAUAUGGCAAACCUACAGACCAGGGAAAUGGCAUGCAAUACAUUGAUGCUACAGCCACCGUUUGUGCAACCGAAUGGCGCAGUGGACAGACUUUCAGUUGCAAAGUUAAUUUUCCAGGCGCCCUUCCCAAGCCUGUGGAAAAAAAGCUGAGAAAGACCAUCAGUGGCAUCCCUCACACCCCAUCUGUCUACGUCCUUCCUCCGCCAUCGGAUCAACUCACAUUACGGGAAUCUGCCACCCUUACUUGCUUGGUGAAAAAUUUCAACCCUGCUGACCUCUUCAUGAAAUGGCUCCAUAAUGAUCAGCCAGUGAGCAGUCUCCAUUACUUCAACAGUGAACCCCAACCGGAAUCGAAGCAGUCUGAGGGGUACUUUGCCUAUAGUAUGCUGAACAUCAAUGAGCAGGAUUGGAGUGCUGGAGACUCUUUCACUUGCGUGGUGGGACACGAGACGCUACCUUUCAACACAACACAGAAGACCAUAGACAAGAACACGGCUUCUUUCCGAACUCCAGAAGAAACUGAAUCCAAUGUAUUGUCCAAAGCUUACCUAGAUGGGAUCGUGGACACUGAAGAGGAUGAGGAAUUCCAAAACAUCUCAUCAGUCCUUUCCACUUUCAUCAUCCUCUUCCUUGUGAGCCUGUUCUACAGUGCCACCGUGACUGUCAUCAAGGUGAAAUAACAAUGAAAGGAGUCACCUGACAUUGAACAAUAAAUUGCCAUGAAGAGUCCAUACCUUUUCACUUUCUUUCAACACCCUCAUACUCAAAAAUUCAACCUCUGCAUUCUAUUUUGCAUUAUGUUGCCUUGUUCUCUUCCUUUGUAUUGUGAUCUUAAAAAUCAAUUUGAACUGAAUAAGAUUUGAGCCAACUGUUUACAUUUUAAAUCAAUGGUGCAAUUUUGCUCAUUUAUCUCUGUGACUAUGUAUAUAUGUGUAUGUGUGCAAUUUUGUUGUUGUUAUUGUUGCUGUUAUUGUUAUAUCAGCCAUAGCCUUGUUUACUCAGCAAAAUAUUUUAAGCCUAGUCUACUCCUUAAAGAAGAGCUUACACUUUUAACUUCAAGUGCAAUAAUCAAAAUAAUUAUUUGACAGUAUGUACCCCAGAUAUAAUGUUUGUAAUUUCUAUUCUCCAAUAAAUGUAUAUUAUUCAUUAAAA